Messenger RNA from Onychostoma macrolepis, 2247 nucleotides. It is a transcript of the gene abhd16a, whose product is annotated as abhydrolase domain containing 16A, phospholipase. Gene Ontology annotation, cellular component: endomembrane system. The transcript is spliced from 20 exons. Gene Ontology annotation, molecular function: monoacylglycerol lipase activity; glycerophospholipase activity. The coding region runs from base 171 to 1802 and encodes 543 amino acids. Gene Ontology annotation, biological process: monoacylglycerol catabolic process; phosphatidylserine catabolic process. Lineage: Eukaryota; Metazoa; Chordata; Actinopteri; Cypriniformes; Cyprinidae. The record is from RefSeq and is a predicted model, not a curated record.
GCAUUUAUGUAUUUAUUUGAGUAACUGUGUCUUGUAAUUGUUAUAUUCCUUCGUAAAACGCACGGAACACAGAAGCCGCGGCUGUGACGUGUUGUAUUUUCGCCUUCGCUGCUGUAGUAGAGGCUACUUCUGAUCCUCGCAGGCCGCCGUAGUUCCUGACCGAGGUGAGAAUGGCCGGAUGGAUGUGGCUCCGGUGCCUUUUCGGGCCCAAUCUACAGCGGAUCCACCGCUCACCGGACCAGACACGUACUGACGGCAGACCGCCCCGCAGGGGCUGCAAUUAUCAGCCCAGAGGUUUGGAGAGACACACAGACAGCAUCCUCGGUUGGGCCUCAGUGCUGUGGUCUCUGUCCUACUACAGUUCUCCACUGCUUCUCUGUUAUCUCUACAGGAAAGGGUACAUCUGCAGCAGUAAGCUGGCUCCUCUCAGUCAGUAUGUUGGCACAGCGCUGGUCUGUCUGAUAGGAGUGGCCUGUCUGAGAGGUUGGGGACGCUGGAGAAACCCAGAGUACCUUCAGUUCAUCUCCAUACUGGAGGAAACCAGGAAGAACAACACGCCUAACAACAAGAAAAAACUUGCAUGUUUUGACUUCGACUUCAAACACUGGCCAGUAGAUUUCAGCUGGAAAGAAGUUAGCAGUCCGAAGCUGUCUAAAGGUGGCGUGUCCCUGCUGAGGCCGGAGCCGAAACACAGAGGAGCAGCAGACAGUGUGCUAAAUUCAGUUCGCACACUACCAUGCCACAUCUUAAGUUAUCUGAUCGUGCACUCGUUCGGCCGGAGGAUGCUGUACCCGGGCUCAGUGGGUCUUCUGCAGAAGGCCAUGAGACCCAUGUUACAGCAGGGCCAGGCCAGACUUGUAGAAGAGUAUGACGGUCAGCGGAACAAACUAGUGGCUUGUGAUGGGAAUGAGAUUGACACCAUGUUUGUGGACCGGAGGAAAGAUGGAGGACAAGCCGGAAAAACUCUGGUGAUCUGUUGCGAGGGAAAUGCAGGAUUUUAUGAGGUUGGCUGCAUGAACACACCACUGGAAGGUGGAUAUUCAGUGUUGGGCUGGAAUCACCCAGGGUUUGGCGGCAGCACAGGAGUUCCGUUUCCUCAAAACGAGGCCAAUGCGAUGGACGUCGUCAUUCAGUUUGCCGUGCACAAACUAGGCUUCCAGUUGAGUGACAUUAUUGUGUACGCCUGGUCAAUUGGGGGCUUCACAGCCAGUUGGGCUGUGAUGUCUUACCCAGAGAUCCGAGCUCUGGUUCUAGAUGCCUCAUUUGAUGACCUUUUACCACUUGCGCUAAAGGUCAUGCCCGACAGCUGGAGACCCUUGGUCACCCAUACAGUGAGGCAGUACAUGAACCUGAACAACGCUGAACAGCUCUGCAAGUACCAGGGACCAGUGUUAUUGAUCAGAAGAACCAAAGAUGAAAUCAUCACUACCACGGGUCCAGAAGACAUCAUGUCUAACAGAGGGAAUGACCUGUUGCUCAAACUACUCCAGUACAGGUAUCCUAAAGUCGUGACAGAGGACGCUCUCAGUGCAGUCAGGCAGUGGCUCGCAGCAGGGUCACAGAUUGAAGAAGAAUCUGUGUACACGGGCUAUGAGGUGGAUGAUGAUUGGUGCUUGUCUGUGCUGCAGUCCUAUCAGACAGACAGAGAGACCCUGUUCCCCUGGAGUGUUGGUGAAGACAUGACACUCGAGGGCAGAAGGCAGCUUGCUCUAUUCCUGGCACGAAAGUAUAUGCGAAACUUUGAGACGACACACUGCACUCCACUCCCUUUUUCUGAGUUCAGGCCUCCCUGGAAACUGUAGAGCACUGAUGAGACUAACAGGAAGAGAGCUCUGGAGGUCAGAGGUCAAAGGGAAUCACACACCGGUACAUUUGAGUCAGUUCUGUGGGGCGGCGUUUAGAAUUAGUCAUUCGUUUAAAUGUGACAGGGUUACUCGUUUAUGUUUGUUCGCAUGGUUUGAUAGAGAUAUCUUAAGUUAUUGGUUGUGCUCUGCCUCCAUCGCAGUGGGUAUUUAACAUGAAGAUCGGAAAGUGUUGAUGCUCAGGUUUGUGGUCACUGUCGUGGCGUUUGUUUCUUUUGAGAGACUCUCAGUGACUGGACUCAAAGAUCUCUUGCCUCUUUCUCAGUCUGUAUUAAUUUUUAUCCUCUAUUUUGUGGAGCACUGUAAUUAUGAACAAAUCGUAUCGUAAAAAUGUUCUGAAUGUUAUAUUGCAUAUGAAUAUUAAAUAAAACCAGGGGAUACUUUU